Molecule: messenger RNA, 1479 nt
Organism: Triticum aestivum (bread wheat)
Lineage: Eukaryota; Viridiplantae; Streptophyta; Magnoliopsida; Poales; Poaceae
Product: peroxidase 1
Exons: 3
Coding region: 209-1222 (337 amino acids)
Biological process (GO): hydrogen peroxide catabolic process; response to oxidative stress
Molecular function (GO): heme binding; peroxidase activity
Source: RefSeq, a predicted model, not a curated record
UCCGUCCUACUCCAUCCAUCGCGUCGCGUCACACACCGGCCCGGGACUACAGUCGGAAAAGCACGGCGCAACCACACUCUUUGACCUUUGCCCCGUGCUCCCACCAUCGCCCAUCCAUUCCACUGUGCCGCCGCUCCGCCCAAGCCCGCCCCCAUUUCCACCCUCGAUCGUUCUCCGGUCUGCUCGUCGACCGCCUCGCGCUUUCUUCAUGUCCAGGGAGCGGUGGCCGCCGCUCGCCCUGGCCCUGGCGGUGGCGGCGGCGGUGGUGGGCGUCCUGGCGGCUGCGUCGCCGCGGGCGGAGGCGGAGCUGCAGGUGGGGUUCUACAAUGCGACGUGCCCGAUCGCGGAGGGGGUGGUGUUCGCGGAGAUGCACGCCAUCCUGCACGAGGACCCCACGCUGGCGCCCUCGCUGCUCCGGAUGCACUACCACGACUGCUUCGUCCAGGGCUGCGACGGCUCCAUCCUGCUCAGGUCCCGCCGGGGCACGGCGGAGCGGGACGCCACCCCUAACCGGAGCAUGCGCGGCUACGACGCCAUCGAGCGGAUCAAGGCCAGGCUCGAGACGCUCUGCCCGCUCACCGUCUCCUGCGCCGACAUCAUCGCCAUAGCCGCCAGGGACGCCGUCUACCUGAGCAAGGGGCCGUGGUACGGCGUGGAGACCGGGCGGCGGGACGGCAACGUGACGGUGGCCGAGUACGCUGAGAACGACCUGGCGCCGCCGGACUCCAACAUCGUCGACGUCAAGACCUUCUUCAGCGUCAAGUCGCUCACCGCCAAGGACAUCGUCGUCCUCUUCGGGAGCCACAGCAUCGGGACCUCCCACUGCGAGGCGUUCCGGAAGCGGCUCUACAACUUCACGGGCGCCAUGGACCAGGACCCGUCGCUGGACGCCGGGUACGCGAGGCAGCUGAGGAAGCUCUGCCCGCGCCGCCACGGCGGCCGGGGCAGGAGGACCAAGGUGCCCAUGGACCCCGGCAGCGGCUUCACCUUCGACCUCAGCUACUACCGCCACGUGCUGGCCACGGGGGGCCUCUUCCAGUCCGACGGCAGCCUCCUCCACGACGCCGCCACCAGGGGCUACGUCGAGAGGAUGGCCAACGCGUCGUCGCCGGACGAGUACUACCGGGACUUCGCGGCGGCCAUGGUCAAGAUGGGCCGCACCGACGUGCUCCUCGACAGCCUCGGCGAGGUCAGGGCCACCUGCGGCGUUUUUGUUGACUAGCCUUAGGUUCAGGGCUGCACUUGCACAUAUACACAUACACUGGUUGAUUUGUACGGGGGUUUAUCGGGUUCUCUGAUCUUUAUGCUAAUAGUAUUAUUAACUGAAGAUGCAAAAGAGAUGCAAGGCAGUUUCAUACGCUUUUUAGCUGAGGGGGUCAUCACCUGUAACUUGUACAAAUAGUCCACGUACUAAUACUUAUACUGUACUGCAUGGAGCUACUUAUCUGUUAAGUACAUCUGGUCGUUUGACCAACCACA